Ananas comosus (pineapple) is the source of this 1751-nucleotide messenger RNA. Its product is annotated as protein S-acyltransferase 8-like. Gene Ontology annotation, biological process: peptidyl-L-cysteine S-palmitoylation; protein targeting to membrane. The transcript has 5 exons. The record is from RefSeq and is a predicted model, not a curated record. Bases 244 to 1485 code for a protein of 413 amino acids. Gene Ontology annotation, cellular component: endoplasmic reticulum; Golgi apparatus. Lineage: Eukaryota; Viridiplantae; Streptophyta; Magnoliopsida; Poales; Bromeliaceae. Gene Ontology annotation, molecular function: protein-cysteine S-palmitoyltransferase activity.
UAACCCUCGUCUCCUUUCGAUACCUCCAUGUUUACAGCUCACUCUCCCGAGAGCUUCUCCCUGAGCCUUCGAAUCCAAAAAUUUCCAAUUCCCCCACACCCACGCCCACAAAGAAGAGAGAGAGAGAGAGAGAGAGAGAGAGAGAGAGAGAGGGAGAGCGCUACCGACUCCUUCGUGGGUGCGAAGUAGGAGGAUGGGGGAGUUCGUCGCAGUAGUUCACACCUAAUCUUUCAUACAUCUGCGAUGGCCAAACGAUUGUAUCAAGUUUGGAAAGGGAAUAAUAUAUUCAUAUGUGGUGGAAGGAUAAUAUUCGGACCUGAUGCUAAGUCACUGUUGAUUACAAUCUCCCUCGUUGUUGUCCCUGUUGUGAUCUUCUGUGUAUUUGUUGCGAGACAUCUCCUCCACAAAUUUCCUGCCUACAAUGCAGGAUAUGCUAUUCUUGUAGUCACAAUUGCCUUCACUAUUUUUGUACUAUUACUCCUCUUUAUUACUUCAGCUCGAGAUCCGGGUAUUGUACCACGUGCUUCGCAUCCGCCAGAGGAAGAAUUCACUUAUGAUACUUCAGUGUCUCCUGACCAGAUCGGCGGGAGGCAUACGCCUGCGCUACAUUUUCCCCGGACGAAAGAAGUAAUAGUCCACGGCAUGCCUGUGAAAAUAAAAUACUGUGAGACUUGCAUGGUCUAUCGUCCUCCUCGUUGUUCUCAUUGCUCGAUAUGUAAUAAUUGCGUUGAACGCUUUGAUCAUCACUGUCCUUGGGUUGGACAAUGUAUUGGACAGCGCAAUUACCGCUUCUUCUUCUACUUUGUUUCUUCGUCGACUCUUCUUUGCAUCUAUGUAUUUGCAAUGUGUGCUCUUUACAUCAAGUUUCUCAUGGAUGGGGAUUCAACGGUAUGGAAGGCAAUGAAAGAGUCGCCAGCAUCAGUGGUGCUAAUGAUAUACUGUUUCAUAUCUCUCUGGUUUGUUGGCGGUCUCACUGGAUUUCAUUUAUAUCUCAUCUCCACCAAUCAGACCACUUAUGAGAACUUCCGCCGCAGAGGAGACAAUGCGCCCAACGUUUACGACCGCGGCUGUCUCAACAACUUUCUAGAAGUCUUCUGCACGGAAAUCAGACCUUCCAGAAACCAUUUCCGAGCUUUUGUACAAGAGGAAUCAGAAAGAGCUGCUUCAAGAAGACGUUCCGCAGAGAUCGAAGAAGAAGAUGAAGAUGAGCUGCCCCGCGGCCCGCGCGCCAAAGUCGAGGACGACCUUGAGAUCGGCGGCGACCUCCUGAAGAUCUCGCAGCGCCGCACGGUCACCUCCUAUGAAGAGGGCGAAGUUGACUUCGGCUCUGAGCUCGGUGUGGAUCCUGAGGCACGGGUCCCCGUUAUCAGGGGCGAGGUGGAGAGGUUCAGCUGGGGGAUGAGGAGAAGUGGGAGUUGGGAUAUCUCACCAGAAGUGCUUCCUCCAAGCUCUUCGCUCGCGGAAACUGGGACACUGUCACAAUAGGAAGCACUUUAAUCCAAAGCAGUUUUCUCUGUGCUUUUUUAGCCCCUUUUCCUUCUUUCUGCAUUAUAUGUGUCUCUUUGGUUAAUUUCUGUGGAGGAAGUGAAGGGAUUAUAUUGGGAAAAGCCAUGCUAAUUGCUCCUCUUUUAUAUUGCUGUUUGUGUUAUAGUUUGGUAAAUGGGUUAUCUUCUGAUUCUUUUUGUAAAGCACUAUUGCAGAAUGUUUGGUAUAGUGUAUUUUCUAUUUACUCUCCCUUUUUCUUUUUUUUU